Molecule: messenger RNA, 1217 nt
Organism: Acaulospora colombiana
Lineage: Eukaryota; Fungi; Glomeromycota; Glomeromycetes; Diversisporales; Acaulosporaceae
Source: the annotation of a GenBank genome assembly
GCCCUCUGCGCAUGGGUGCAGGAGAAGGCGCGACUGUGAAUGUAUUCUUGUUACCAAGAAAACUGGAUUCGAAAGCGAGGGUGCUACCCUCUCACAAGUAUAAGCCAGAGAUAAAUGACACCCCAAGAGUAAUUCCUCCUAGCCCAGUUGUUUCCUUGGAACAGGCCAAAACGAAAUCAAAAGUCGAAUUGGACCUUCAACUUGACAGUGACACAUGCAUAGAAGGUGGAUAUAUGAAAGGAAGUGUAGUCAUCAACAUUCGGUCUUCGAAGAAAGGUGUUCCGAUAUACCUAGGAGAUGGAAAGGUCAGAGUUAUUGGAUUCGAAGCACCACUCAGUAACAUUUCGCCCUUUAUUCAUCAAGUCUACGCUUCCCUUGCUGAUGAAGAAGGAUUUUAUCCGGGAAAAGAAGGAGAGUAUCUACUCCCCUUUGCAAUGCGAUUGCCUCCACGACAAAAGAACCUGCCUUAUAUUGCACUGGUCUCAAUUAUGUUAAAACAUCCACGAACGAAUGCGAAAUCUAUCGCGCAUUUCUAUAGGACCAUUGAAGUGUGGCCAUUACUUGACCUAGGCUCCGUUCUCGCUGCAGCACCUAGUCCCUUAUUUGCUACGACCUCGAAAUCGCUAUCCUCAGGGAGCUCCGGGACCAUCGAAUUGACCGCGAGCUUACAUCGGGCUACGUGGGUAGCAGGGCAACGAUGUUAUAUCAAAUUAUCCGUUACGAAUAAUUCGACGAAAAGGAAAGUCAGAACGCUGACCUUGAGUCUGGUUCGAUCAGAGACUGUCUUCAAGCCACACGUGGGUGCAUCGAUUGAAUCAUUUACUUCCCAUGUUAGUGAUGAAGCCCAUCCUUACCAGUCAUCAACAGUCAAGCGGAUCGUCGCGAGAUCAACAUUAGAGGCUGGAGAAAACGCCUCAGUCAAGCAUGCUACUGCGAAAGGAUGGUGGACAGGCGUCAAUCCAGGGACUUCGUUAGAUUUCAAUCACUAUCUUCUCAUUCCGGUUGGUUACGUGGUUGAUGUGACUAUUGGAACUGGGUCACUUGCCUCAGAGACUGCCGUGCAAAUACCCAUCCAGAUAAUAAACCAUAUAUCUAUCGACCCUCCUCCCGUCUUUGAAUUACCGGAAAGCUUUCGGAAUAUUUCUCUUGCAUACCCAGCAACCCUCACAAAGCCCCAUGGCGAUAAACCCUAUCAAGGGCCCUCGCCGUCUCAAUCG